This is a messenger RNA of Pestalotiopsis fici W106-1, 2457 nucleotides long. RefSeq lists its product as uncharacterized. Gene Ontology annotation, biological process: ribosome disassembly; mitochondrial translation. Gene Ontology annotation, cellular component: mitochondrion. The record is from RefSeq and is a predicted model, not a curated record. The transcript is spliced from 3 exons. Gene Ontology annotation, molecular function: GTPase activity; GTP binding. The coding region runs from base 1 to 2457 and encodes 818 amino acids. Lineage: Eukaryota; Fungi; Ascomycota; Sordariomycetes; Amphisphaeriales; Sporocadaceae.
AUGAGCUUGACAGCGACAUUAGCUAGGGCGUCUCUUCGAAACUCAGUUUUGUUGAAGAGAUGCCCACGUCCAACGAGGUGGAAACCUGAUCCAUAUGCCUUUAGAACUUUGGCUACAACAGCAAAAUAUGAUGAGGCUGUCAACAGGAUCAGAAAUAUUGGCAUUAUUGCUCAUGUAGAUGCUGGCAAAACAACCACUACAGAAGCCAUGCUCUACAAUAGUGGCGCCACGAGACAUCUUGGAAAUGUCGAUCAUGGCGACACUGUAACGGAUUUCCUUCCCAUGGAGAUGCAGAGAGGUAUCACAAUCCAAUCGGCUGCAAUUACAUUCAGAUGGCCCACACCAGAAAGAAUGAAGCAGGGCGAGGCGGAACACAUUGUCAACCUGAUAGACACUCCGGGACAUCAAGAUUUCCGAUUCGAGGUUGAACGGUGUAUCCCCGUUCUGGACGGCGCCGUCUGUAUCAUUGAUGGUGUUGAGGGUGUAGAAGCACAUACUGAACGUGUCUGGUCAUCCGCGCACGACUUUAAAGUGCCACGGAUAGUUCUCGUCAACAAGCUCGACCGCGAUGGUGCCUCAUUCAAGAAGUCUGUGCAGGAUAUUGGCUUGAAACUCGGCGGCAUGCCCCUGGUGUGUCAAAUACCGUGGUGGGAAAACGAUUCUGUCAAGGGUGUCGUUGAUGUCAUCACUCGAUCCGUCGUCAGCUGGGGAGGACAUGGAAGAGAUGACCCAACUGACUUGGCGAAACGAGUGCCCCCUUUUCAAGACGAAAUCGAACGCGCUCGAGACAAUAUCAUUGAGAGGCUGUGUGAGCACGAUGAUGAGCUGAUGGAAGCGUGGACAGAAAAGGGCAAAGAUCUUUCUGCAGAGGAGAUCAGAAAGAGCAUCCGCCGCGUCAUCGAGGAUGGCGAAGCGAGUAUCAUCCCCGUCUUCGCCGGAGCCAGUCUGAAGAAUAUUGGCGUGGCACCCCUUUUGGACUCUGUCAACCAUUACCUACCUAGUCCUAGAGAUCGACCAGAUCUCAAUGUUCGUGUCGGAACAAGCAUUAUGCCUUUGUCACAGGUCAUUAAUGAAUCCAAGGAUCAGAAAAUACAAGCCAAGAAGAGGUCUCCAAUCGAGGCAGUAGCAUCCGUGUUCAAGGUCGUCAAUGAUCCACGACGCGGAAUGCUGGUCUUUAUCCGGGUGUACCAUGGAGAAAUCAAGAGAAAUGCUCACAUGUGGAACUCCAACCUGCAAGACUUUGAGAAACCUCUCAGUAUCUCACAGAUUUCGGCCAAGAAUCACAUCGACAUCCCUCACUUGUCUGCAGGCCAGAUUGGUGCCCUGACUGGGCUUAAAAAGGCUCGUACUGGUGACACGCUGCUGGUGUAUACAGGAAACAAGACUCCAACUGGAAAUGUGGCACAUGUCAAAAUUCGACCUCCUGAGAUACCUCCCGCAGUAGCGUUCCUGGUUCUUGAACCGUUAACCCCCUCGGGCACCAAAGCCUUGGAGACUGCUCUAGACAACUUAUCUCGAGAGGAUCCAAGUAUAAGAUGGUCUCUGAACGAAAAGGCAGAGCAGUACACGGUAUCUGGAAUGGGAAAAUUGCAUCUAGAAGUGGCCAGGGAUCGCCUAGAAAACCACUACAAGGUGGAAGCGCACUGGGGAGGUAUCGAAGUGGAGUACAAAGAAUGCGUCUCAGAAUCAACCGGCAUACACAAGGCAGUCUUUGACAAGGUAAUUGCUGGCAAAACUGGCAAGGCGGCUUGCAGUGUUGAGAUACAGCCCUUGGAACGCCACGAGGUGGAAGCGCUUGCACAGUCCCAUACAGAGAGAGAUGGCAACAUCAUCCAGGUCAACUUUUCAGGGGAAUUGCCGGUCGAUACCGAGGAGAUCCGGCCUCACCUGAUCAACGGUGCCAUUGCGGCUCUAGCGAGAGGUCCUCGAAGGAACUCUCCUUUGAACCAAUGCCUUGUCACCAUCACGUUUGAUGCCGAGACCGAUUAUUUUGGUGCAACACCACCUGGCCAUUUCGUUGGUGCUGCCAAUCAAGCUACUCGAACAGCACUAAAGGAUGCACACAAGCAAGGAAAUGUUGCCGUAUUGGAACCAGUCAUGAAGGUGACUAUUGCGCUUCCAGAGGCAGCGGCCGGUGCAAUCCAGCAUGACCUGCCUUCUUCUCGGGGCGGUCACGUCCUAGAGGUACGGGAUCUGCAAGAUGCGAACGCACGUGACGAGAGCCAGAUCGAUGUUUCAGAAAUCUAUGCUCCGCCAGAUCCUUACGAGUUCCAGACGACUUUGCGGGAGACGCGCAAGGGCAGCUUGCGCAUGCUUGAAAUUGUGGCACAGGUCCCGCUCGCCGAAAUGCUCGACUACGACAGCCAUUUACGCAGCAAGACUGCCGGACGGCACACGAUGACGAUGCAUUUGGACACGUUCGAGAAGGUCACGGGUUCUCGCGAGAAGGCUCUGUGA